Verticillium alfalfae VaMs.102 is the source of this 906-nucleotide messenger RNA. Its product is annotated as averantin oxidoreductase. Bases 1 to 906 code for a protein of 301 amino acids. Lineage: Eukaryota; Fungi; Ascomycota; Sordariomycetes; Glomerellales; Plectosphaerellaceae. The transcript is spliced from 4 exons. Gene Ontology annotation, molecular function: heme binding; iron ion binding; oxidoreductase activity, acting on paired donors, with incorporation or reduction of molecular oxygen. The record is from RefSeq and is a predicted model, not a curated record.
AUGAGGUUCAGCCUUGCUGGCGCGGGAGGACAUCUCAGCAUCGACUGUACAGAGACGAUCACCGUGGUUCGACCAAGAAGAACCAUCAGCGAAAGAAAAAUGGGUGCGGUUCAGCUCCUGUACGACUACUCCGGCCUGGCCGGCCUGGCCCUCGUCGCGUUGCUCACCAUCUACACCCUCUGGAGCGGCGUGUACAACUACUACUUCCACCCGCUGGCCAAGUACCCGGGCCCCUUCCUCGCCAAGAUCUCGCCCGUCUACAGCAUCUACGGCCUCUUCCGCGGCCGGUGGCCCUUUGACGUGCACCAGCUGCACCUCCGGUACGGCCCCAUCGUGCGCACCAUGCCGUCGGAGCUCGCCUUCACGGACCCGACGGCGUGGAAGGACAUUUACGGCCACAGACAGGGCCAUCCGCAGUUUCACAAGGACCCCAUCCACGUCGGCUCCGUCCAGGACCUCCCCGGCGCCACGACCCUGACCAUGGCCGACGACGCCAACCACGCCCGCCAGCGCCGCACGCUGUCCCACGCCUUUAGCCAGAAGGCGCUGCUCGAGCAGGAGAGCAUCAUCCGCGGCUACGUCGACCUCUUCGUGCAGAAGCUGACGCCGUUGGCGCGGUCGGGCGCCGCCGUCAACAUGUGCGACUGGUUUAACUUUACGACGUUUGACAUCAUCGGCGACAUGGCCUUUGGCGAACCGUUCGGCUGCCUCAAGGACGGCGUGUUCCACUCCUGGGUCUCCCUCAUCACCGACACGAUCAAGGCGGGCGCCUACGAGCAGGCGACGCGGCGCAUGUUCCGCACGGGUAGUUUCUGGCAGCGGACGCUCGUCAAGCUCAUCCCGAGCGACCUGCGCGAGAAGCGCGUCAGGCACUUGCAACUGAGCCAGGAAAAGUGCCUCCAGUGA